AUCAUCAGCACCAAGGCGAGACUGAACAGCGGCAGAGGAAAGGUUUCUGUUUUGAGCGAGGGAGAUAGGGUAGCAGACUGAUCGCUGAAGGUUGUAUACUUCGUAUUAUUAGCCAAACCACCCUAAUGAUAUAGCGCAAUAGCCACUAAUUCUUCAUUCAGCGGCAACAAGAUGGGGAUACGCAUCGUUUCAUAUGGAUUCGUCUUAUCAGGUCUCUGCGGGUGCAUAAUUUCUCAAGCGUUGGUAUAAAAAACGAGGAAACGUGCAAUGAAGGAUGCGGGAGAGCUCAGCGGGACUGCGCCGUUGUUGCCUCCCGAUGAGAUUCUGCAAUUAACAACACUCUUACUUCACCAGCAUCGGCAAGGAAGACUGCAGCGGCGGCAGGUAUGAACCAUUGUCUGCUUUUUCACUGCUCCGACCAAGCGAAGCUCAGCGCAGGGCGCAUCAACAAGGCACGCGACCGCCACCCAUAUGAAGACAACACGCCGCCGCUGACGGCUCUGCCUCCCCUUCUCUUGUGACAUGACAGCACGGGGCAGAAAGAGGCGGAUCAAAGGGCAUAGACCUGCAGGCGGACGUGUGGAUUCCAAGAGGAAAGGCGCCAGGCACACGCCGGGACUCCAACACGGAGAAGCCCAAAUUGGAGUUGCUGGGAAGAAGCGCACAGAGCAGUGGUGCACUCCGACAUAUGAGGGGAGAUCCUGUGAAACUGGAUCGGUGUGUCCUCUCCAAGCCUCCAACCAUCAUAUCCUGUUUCGUCAACUCCUCUUCAAAAUCUGUCUUAAACUGUAUUUGAACACUUACCUAUUUCCUCAAAUGUGACCAAUCAAAUGUGAUUUAUUUUUAUUUAUAUCGAAUAUGCUGCUGACGUUUUGAUGGCCUGUUGAAUUGCAGCUAUUAUUGAUGACUUGAUCAGUGUGUGGAGUUGAAUGGAAUCUGACAGAAAUUGAUGCGCCUAUUUGCCGAGUCGCAGGUGCUCUCUCUCUGGCUAGCUAUACUGACUCUGACGCUUAGCAGCGCCAUGGGCUGCAUCCAGAGCAUCGCGUGCAAGUCGCGAAUCAAGCGCGAGAACAUCGUGGUCUACGACGUCUCAGCCACGAUCGACCAAUGCCCAACAAUAAUCGAGGAGAACUCGCCUAUUGUGCUGCGCUACAAGACGCCGUACUUUAAGGCCUCCGCCCGGGUUGUGAUGCCCCCUAUUCCCCGCAAUGAGACGUGGGUGGUAGGCUGGAUACAGGCUUGCACACAGAUGGAGUUUUACAACACUUACAGCGACAUUGGCAUGUCGAGCUGGGAGCUACCCGAGCUCCGUGAGGGCCAGGUGAAAGCCAUCAGUGACUCAGACGGCGUGAGCUACCCCUGGUACGGCAACACAACAGAGACUGUCACCUUGGCGGGGCCCACCUCCAAGCCCUCGCGCUUCACCGUCAGCAUGAAUGACAACUUCUACCCCAGUGUGACGUGGGCGGUGCCGGUCAGCGACAACAACAUACCGCUGCUCACCCGCAUCAAGAGGGACCAGAGCUUCACCACCUGGCUGGUGGCACUGAACACCGGCACCAAGGAGAAGAUCCUGCUGCAGACCAUCAAGUGGCGCAUGCGUGUGGACAUCGCCGUGGACCCCUCCAUGCCCCUGGGCUCUCGGGCCACGCUGACCAGCCGCCCCCAGCAGGACCAGCCUCGUGUGCUGACCCGCAUGGAGCCCAUCCCACCCAACGCCCUGGGCCGGCCCAACGCCAACGACGCCCAGGUGUUGAUGUGGAGGCCCAAGAGGGGGGCACCCCUGGUGGUGAUCCCAUCCAAGUAGCGUGGAGAGGCAGC
Megalops cyprinoides (Indo-Pacific tarpon) is the source of this 1821-nucleotide messenger RNA. RefSeq names its product protein FAM78B. NCBI's taxonomy places the organism in Eukaryota, Metazoa, Chordata, Actinopteri, Elopiformes, Megalopidae. Bases 950 to 1807 code for a protein of 285 amino acids. The record is from RefSeq and is a predicted model, not a curated record. The transcript is spliced from 2 exons.